UGUAAAUGUACAAAAGGUGCAAUGUAGGAGCUGUACAGUGGACUAUGAGAAGUCUAAUCUUAUCUGAACUCUAAUCUGCAGGAAGUGAAGCCUAACGGGCUCAGUCCUCUUGAAGCCGAUUGGUCGACCAGCACAGAUUUGAUAUCUGUAACAGAUUUCUUCAGACUUCAGGUGAAGCGUCUGACGCAGAGCCUCUUCUUCAUGUUUCAUACCCUCCCUCUCUGAUCACAGCCCUGCAGAGAGCUUUAACACUUCUAAUGGACUUGUUUUUAUCUCUUGAUGAGAUUCCUCUGGCGUUCUGAUCCUGGAGUCUUCAUCACAGUCUGGUAACAGGACUUCAUCUGUCCCAGCCUGCUCGUCUGAAUCUGUCUCUUCCUGCCUCGGGGGGCGGGGGGGGGGGGCCUCUCAGCUCGUCCCGUCACUGCCAUGGUGAUGUCACAGGGCACCUACACCUUCCUGGCCUGUUUCGCCGGCUUCUGGUUGGUCUGGGCCGUGGUGGUCAUGCUCUGCUGUUUCUGCAGCUUCCUGCAGCGCCGGCUGAAGCGGCGUCAGGAGGAGCGUCUGAGGGAGCAGUGUCUGAGGAGCGUGGAGAUGGAGCCGCUCAGCUGUCACCCUGCAGGAUACCCGUCUGUCCCUCCUCCUCCUGCUCCUCCUCCUCCUCCUCCCACACAGCUGCCCAGGGAGCCCCCACAGUUCUGCCCCCCUCAGACUCUGUCUCCCCCCGUUCCUCUGCAGGUUCCUCAUCCCAUGCCGCAGGCUAACUGGGUCACCAUGCCAGACACAGAUGUAUUUGGAAGGCCGCCCUGCUACGAGGAGGCGGUCCUGAUGGAAGACCCCCCCCCACCGUACAGUGAGGUCUUGGCCGAUCCACGAGGGGGCACCUACGUAAAGCCAGCCCCGCUCCGAGCUGCUCCGGCUCCGCCUCCUCCCAGAGACCACCUGGAUCCUGCUCCAGUCUUCACCUCCGAGAUCAGCAAGCCUCCAGUGAUGGCCGUGUUCCCCGAGCGAGGUUACUCCUCCCUGAUCCGCCUCCCGUCAUCGCAGCGCUGGGACUCCCUGGGUCACCUCCUCUCCAACAUGGACCUGAACCACCACAACCUGACCCCGCCUGGCGCUCGCUCCGUUCAGGCUGCAGCCGCCAUGGCGACCAUGCCUCGCCGAGUGCCCAGGACUCACCACCAAGGUGAACUACGAGGUGGACUACAAGGACUACCAGGAAGUAUACAGGGGAUUCCAGGAAGGAUUCAAGGACUCCAAGGGGGGAUACAGGGUUUCCAAGGAGGGUUACAGGGGCUUCAGGGGGUCCAUAGACUGAGGGGACUGGAGCCCAGCUGUGGCCUGCCCACAGCCUAUCCUCUGCUGGGCCGAAGCACUGCAGUCUGAACCAGACCCCCUUUAAGAUGGUCCACAGGAGGUCUCUAACAGGAUCUCUGUCUGCUGAACACUGAAGAGGUUUAAAGAGAUAAACAACAGUGACAGAGCUGCAAAGGCUCCAGGAGCUCAGCUCCCCGUGCAGCUCUGUGGGCGAGGAGCGCCUCUUUUAACUGUGGAGGUCAAAGAGCAGAGACUCAGAUUCAGACUCAGACCGGUCUCAGAGUCAUGUGGAGGAUAAACCCGGUCGCAGUGUUUUCUGGAAACGCAGAAGAAGAAAGGACGAGCAACAAGCAGCUGUUUCUCUCCUUUCACCCGGACUUUGGUCUUUAUUUUCAUCUUUCCAUGACGACGCCCUCAGUCUAUCCUCUUCACCCCCCCUCCCCCUUUCCUCUCUGAGCAGCCUUUUGUACCAGUCUGCCGUUGCCAUGGCUCCCGGGAACUGUCAGUUCUCCUCGACGACCUCUCCUCCUGUAGCUGCUCGGAUUAUUUUGAGGACUGUGUUCACAGCUCGUCUUCUCUCGAGGAGCGUGAGCGUGGUCGCACAUGGUGACCUUCAGUGUCAUCGCGGUGACCUUCAGUGUCAUCGCGGUGACCUUCAGUGUCAUCGCGGUGACCUUCAGUGUCAUCGUGUUCAUCGUCUCUUCAGAGGAUGGUAAUCUAAGAAACAAGAGUCGAGCCUGAUGAGCAACAAAGGGAACCAAAUGAACGAGUACUGACUUUUAUAACACGCUGUUUGUUGUUAUAAAAUCUUUAUUUAAAACUGUAUCAGCUCGCCCCCUAGUGGUCAGUCUGAAAGUUAUUUUUUUCAUGUUUACGUUUAUUAUCAAACCUUCAGCUUUGUGAGAAAUCUUUUCUUUUGUGAAAUAAAAACUUCUUCCUAUUUGCUGAGAACUUGCCCGUCGUGAGCAGCAAAUAGACGUUUCAUUUUGGGUCCUUCUUCACGGGCGUCGAGCACAAAUCUCAGUCAAAGCCAUUUAUUAACUCAGCGCCUUCAGAAGUCAGAGCAACGACUUCCCCUCAACAACGUCUUCACAUCUUUGUUUCCUCUUGGAGGGUCGUCUGUGUUCUUCUUUUUUGGUUCUUUUUGUCUGCUUUGCUUUUUACCCACUUUGUGCCGAUUAAUCUGAGGUAGAGAGGUCACAGAGAGGUCACAGAGAGGUCAGAGAUAUAACUUUAGCCACGCCUCCAUCACACCAAUGAGCCAGUUACAGAUUCACAUGAAGUUUGUCAAGAUGUACGAUGUGAACUCAGAUUUAAACGUUCUGAAAGCUAGCCGUCUUUCUGUGCAGACCUCUCUCUCUCUCUCUCUGGGAGGACUGAAGGUUUCACUUCCACUCGCUGCACAAUCACAAGUCUGAAAGACGAAAGGGACGGAAACAAAAACUCCUGAUUAGUAAAGAAAACAAAGAACACAUAUUAAAUCUCUACUGAACACGCGAGAUGAAGAAACUCUUCAUCAGGGCGGACAUGUUUGUUUUAUGAUUGUAUUACUUCUGAAUGUGUUUGUGUGAAGAAGAUGACAAUCAUCAGAGACUUUAAACAUUUUAAACAUGAGAACUCUGUUUUCUAAUUUCUCUGUUGUUAUUAAAAUGAAUCCAUGAGAGAGGAUCAAUACAGUU
Molecule: messenger RNA, 2993 nt
Organism: Labrus bergylta (ballan wrasse)
Lineage: Eukaryota; Metazoa; Chordata; Actinopteri; Labriformes; Labridae
Source: RefSeq, a predicted model, not a curated record